AUGAGCCUCCGUCUGCCUCUCCGGAGUGGGGGCAAAUUCGCCACCAUCAUCAGCGCCUACGCUCCGCCGAUGACCAGCCCCGACGCCGUCAAAGACAAAUUCUACGAGGACCUGCACGCCCUCUUGGCGACUGUGUCGAAGGCGGACAAGUUGAUUGUCCUUGGCGACUUCAACGCCCGCGUCGGCACAGACCAUACUGCCUGGAGAGGAGUGCUGGGUCCUCACGGUCUCCACGGCUCCAACGACAACGGCCUGCUUCUCCUCCGCACCUGCGCAGAACACCGCCUCAUCCUGACAAACACCUUCUUCUGUCUGCCGGAGCGAGAGAAGGCCACCUGGAGGCAUCCUCGGUCGCGUCAGUGGCACCUGCUCGACUAUGUCCUCGUCCGAAGGCGUGACCAGCGGGACGUGCUGGUGACGAAGGCGAUCGCGGGUGCUGACGGGUGGACCGACCAUCGCCUCGUCAUCUCGAAGAUGCGUAUUCGCCUACAGCCUCGCAGGAGACCUCAAGGUAAGCGACACCCAGGUAAGCUGAAUGUUGCUUUGUUGUCUUUGCCUGCUCACCGUCUCCAUUUCAGCAAUGAGCUAGCUCAAUGGCUAGACAACCUUCCUAUCUCUGCCGACGCCGCCGCUGCCGAGAACGCCUCCGUGGAAAACCGCUGGUGUCAACUGCGAGACACGGUCCAGUCGACGGCGCUCGCCGUCCUCGGUCGCGCUCCCCGCCAACACCAGGACUGGUUCGACGACAACGACGCCGCCAUCAGAAAUCUGCUUGCUGAGAAGAACCGCCUACACAAAGCCUACGUAGAUCACCCCACUGAGGACAACAAAGCUGCCUUCUACCGCAGUCGCCGACAGCUCCAGCAACGACUGCGCGAGAUGCAGGACGCCUGGACUGCUCGCAAGGCUGAGGAGAUCCAAGGUUACGCGGAUCGGAACGAAUGGAAGAACUUCUUCUCCGCGAUCAAAGCUGUCUACGGUCCGCCAACGAAGGGCACUGCUCCUCUCCUCAGCGCCGACGGCAGCACUCUCCUGACUGAGAAGACGCAAAUCCUACAGCGAUGGGCCGAGCACUUCCGAGGCUUCCUCAACCGCCCUUCCGUCAUCUCCGACGCCGCCAUCGCCCGCUUGCCGCAAGUGGCGACCAACGUGGACCUCGACCUCCCGCCAUCUCUCCAGGAAACCAUCAGGGCCGUGCAGCAACUCUCCAGCGGGAAAGCACCCGGAUCGGACGCAAUCCCUGCUGAGGUCUACAAGCACGGAGGUCCCCAACUGAUGGAUCACCUGACUGCGCUCUUUCAGGAGAUGUGGCGUCAAGGUAAACUCCCGCAAGAUUUAAAGGACGCAACCAUCGUGCACCUAUACAAACGAAAAGGGAAUCGCCUAGUCUGCGACAACCACCGCGGCAUCUCCCUACUGAACAUCGCCGGGAAGAUCUUCGCUCGCAUCCUGCUCAACCGCCUCAACAACCAUCUGGAACAGGGCCUUCUGCCGGAAAACCAAUGCGGCUUCCGUCGUCAUCGUGGGACCACGGAUAUGAUCUUCGCCGCCCGCCAACUUCAGGAGAAGUGCCAGGAGAUGCGGACCCAUCUGUACUCUACGUUCGUGGACCUGACGAAAGCCUUCGACACGGUGAAUCGUGAAGGACUGUGGAAGAGCAUGCAGAAAUUCGUCUGUCCGGAACGAUUCACUCAGAUGGUGCGUCAGCUGCACGACGGUAUGAUGGCGCGAGUCACGGACAACGGAGCUGUCUCAGAGGCAUUUGCAGUGACCAACGGAGUGAAGCAGGGCUGUGUGCUGGCGCCUACCCUCUUCAGUCUCAUGUUCUCUGCCAUGCUGAUGGACGCCUACUGUGACGAACGCCCUGGAAUCCGCAUCGCCUACAGAACGGACGGUCAUCUCCUGAAUCACCGUCGCAUGAACUUCCAAUCGCGUGUAUCCACAGCCACCGUGCACGAACUCCUCUUCGCCGACGACUGCGCCCUGAACACCACCUCCGAAGCGGAGAUGCAACGCAGCAUGGACUUAUUCGCCGCCGCCUGCGAGAACUUUGGGCUGGUUUUCAACACGCAGAAGACGGUGGUGAUGCAUCAACCGACACCCAACUCAGUCACAGCCCCCAACGCGCCGCCGCAAAUCAACGUAAAUGGGACUCAACUGCAAGUGGUAGAGAACUUCCCAUAUCUGGGCAGUACCCUCUCCCGCAACACCAAGAUCGACGACGAAGUCGCCAACAGGAUCUCGAAAGCCAGUCAAGCCUUCGGUCGCCUCCAAAGCACAGUUUGGAAUCGUCAUGGUCUCCAACUGAGCACAAAGCUGCAGAUGUACAAGGCCGUCAUCCUGCCGACGCUACUGUAUGGAGCGGAGACUUGGACGGUGUACACGAGGCAGGCACGUCGACUAAACCACUUCCACCUCAGCUGUCUCCUCCGCAUCCUGAGGCUGAACUGGCAGGAUCGAAUCCCCGACACGGAAGUACUGGAACGAACGGGAAUCCUCAGCAUCUACGCCAUACUGAGACAAAUGCAGCUGCGCUGGAGCGGCCACCUGGUGCGCAUGGACGACGAGCGACUACCCAAACGACUCUUCUACGGAGACGUCGCGACGGGUUCUCGUCGUCAAGGAGGCCAGAUUCGCCGUUACAAGGAUACUCUGAAGUCCUCCCUGAAGCGCCUGCAAAUCAACCCGACCAACUGGGAAGAGCUCGCUCGCGAUCGCCCGACAUGGAGGAGAACAGUGAAUACGGGCGCUGCUAUCUGUGAAGCCAACCGCAUCGCCGCCGCCAAAGUGAAACUCGAUGCCCGCAAAUCACAAGUUCGCCCAGUCCGCAACGCCGCCGCACAACCUCUCCCUACGUGUCCUCGAUGCCACCGGACAUUCCGGGCACGAAUCGGACUCGUUGGACAUCUUCGGAUCAACUGCACCUCUCGAACUGCUCCAGCCAUCGUCCCCCCGCCCGCCUCUUCCUCCUCCCGUCCGCCAACUAACUCUGACACUCCGUCUGCACCACCACUUCCAUCCUCCUCCUUCUCCUCCACUGCCCCAGCGGUGGCCGUUCAGGCUGCCGUCUCACACAUCGCCAACCACGACACAGCAACCGCAACCACCCCCACCCCUCCCGAUUCCAGUGAUGAGGAUCAGGACUACACCUGCCCUCACUGUGACCGCACCUUCACCUCACACAUCGGCCUGGUCGGUCACUUGCGAAUCCAUCGCACAGAGACUGGCGAACCAGUGCCUGGAGCACCAACCUACACCCACCGCACUCGUCUCCACUGCCCACAAUGCCCUCGUACCUUCACUCAUCGCAUGGGUCUAUUCGGCCACAUGCGCAUCCACGAGAGCGGAAUUGACCGCAGCCUUGACACACCCAUCCCACCGAGCCCCACUCCAAAUCCACCACCUUGUGCACCCACUAACCACUCCCCAGCCGACAUCGACGCCACCGACCUUACCACCCCUCACUCCUCCCCUUCCUCCUCCUCUUCCUCCUUCACUGCCACAACGACGGCCGCUUCGGCGUCUGUCGCCCACGACCUCACCACAGCCGAACCUGACACAACAACAGGCACAACCCCUGCAACCUCCAUCAUCAGACGUGAGGGCAAGGACUACAUCUGCCCUCACUGCGACCGCAUCUUCACUUCACGCAUUGGCCUGGUCGGUCACUUGCGAAUCCAUCGCACAGAGACUGGCGAACCAGUGCCUGGAGCACCAACCUACACCCACCGCACUCGCCUCCACUGCCCACACUGCCCUCGCACCUUCACGCAUCGCAUGCGUCUAUUCGGCCACAUGCGCAUCCACGACGACCUGCGGUAG
Messenger RNA from Spirometra erinaceieuropaei, 3822 nucleotides. The record is from the annotation of a GenBank genome assembly. Lineage: Eukaryota; Metazoa; Platyhelminthes; Cestoda; Diphyllobothriidea; Diphyllobothriidae.